Trifolium pratense (red clover) is the source of this 738-nucleotide messenger RNA. Its product is annotated as calmodulin-2-like. The transcript has 2 exons. Gene Ontology annotation, cellular component: myosin II complex. The record is from RefSeq and is a predicted model, not a curated record. Gene Ontology annotation, molecular function: calcium ion binding. Lineage: Eukaryota; Viridiplantae; Streptophyta; Magnoliopsida; Fabales; Fabaceae. Bases 20 to 622 code for a protein of 200 amino acids.
UUCGCCAAGAAGUAAUAACAUGGAUUGCUUGAAGUCAUAUAUGAUUUUUGCUCUUGUUCUUUUUGUUAUUCUCUAUUCUCAAGUUUUAACGGCAAUUCAAGUGCAUGAUGAGUCUCCUAUUACUGAAUCAAAUCUUUCUCGAAUGGUUGUUAAAUCCACCGAUGAACGGAUCUUAGAAUUUAAGAAGACCUUCAUCCUUUUCAACAACGGAAAAGUUGGUUGUAUUGCUAUCAAAGAAUUUGGAAAUGUAAUGCGGUCGAUCGGUCAUAUCCCAACUAAUGCUGAGUUGCAGGUCAUUAAAAAUGAGGUCGACGUUGGUACCAGUUACGUUGUAGAAAUAUUGAACUGGAUCACAAAAAUGUUCAUUAAGUUUGAUGAGGAUCAUAAUGAUGUCAUAUCUGUAGACGAGUUUCGUCAUUUCGCUACAAAGCUCGACAAGCAUGAGAUGAAUGUCCAAACAGCGAAUGAUGCCGUUGGUGCUUAUGAUAGUGAUAGUGAUGGGAAGCUAAACUUACAUGAGUUUUACAAUAUAGUAAUAGUGAUGAUUAAGGACAGAAAUAAGUUUUUAGGAGUUAAUCGUAAUAGUAAUGGAGAUAGAUCAAAACCACAACCAAAAUCUUAAAAAACAAAGGAAAAAAAGGGAAGGGGCAAAUGAGUUUUUAUGGGAAUUAUUCUAUUUUCAUUAUUAGGACAUGUUUUAUUUGGUCUGUUUAUUUCAUUAUUAUGAGUUUUUUUUUU